AUGAGUUCCGAAGUUGCCUUUAUCACUGGUGCUGCGAGCGGGGUUGGAAAAGCAGUGGCCACCCAGCUUGCAUCCAAAGGAAUCAAAGUGUUCAUCGCAGACCGCGAUGCCGCUCGUGCAGCUGCAACAGCUCAGGAAAUCAAUGGCGCCUAUGCUGUCGUUGAUGUCAGCAGUUGGGACUCCCAAGCAGCUGCGUUCCAGCAAGCAUUAGACCAAUUUGGCCGAGUGGACUAUGUGCUCGCAGGUGCUGGAAUUGGCGAAAAUCAAUGGAUCCCAGACAAUACAGCCACCAGCGGCUUUGAGAAGCCCCAACUGAGUGUUAUUGAUGUCAAUGUCACCGGCAUGCUCUAUACUGUCUCGUUGGCUGUCCAACACUUCCGUCGACAGCCUCUCAAUGAACAUGGCUCACGCGGCAAAGUGAUUAUCACUGGCUCUGUCUGUGGUAUAUACUGCUGCCCCGGCCUGCCAAUCUAUACAACAUCGAAGCACGCCGUCACGGGCUUGGUUCGCUCCUGGGGUAAGGCUCUGCCCUCUGAGGGUAUCACACUGAACUCGGUCAACCCCAAUGUGAUACGGACCAAUAUUUCUACCGCGGAGUUCUACGAUUCAUUGGAGGCCGAGGGUCUCCUUACCCCCAUUCAUGGAGUGGUGGAGAUUUGUGAGCAAUUGCUCAGUGCCAAGGAAACCGCCAGUGGUGAGUGUUAUGAGAUUGGGCCCAACUACGAUGCCGGACAAGGUGCUGUUCACCCGAAAUUCCCGGAUUUUAUCGACGAAAAGCAGAAGAUUAUAUUUGACAAGCUCGCCGAGCGAGGACAAGCGAAGCGGGCCCUACAGCAGAGCGAGAAGCCCUAA
Molecule: messenger RNA, 852 nt
Organism: Penicillium paradoxum
Lineage: Eukaryota; Fungi; Ascomycota; Eurotiomycetes; Eurotiales; Aspergillaceae
Product: glucose 1-dehydrogenase
Exons: 2
Coding region: 1-852 (283 amino acids)
Molecular function (GO): oxidoreductase activity
Source: RefSeq, a predicted model, not a curated record